Cricetulus griseus (Chinese hamster) is the source of this 3092-nucleotide messenger RNA. The record is from RefSeq and is a predicted model, not a curated record. Lineage: Eukaryota; Metazoa; Chordata; Mammalia; Rodentia; Cricetidae.
AUGUCCCCUCACUUGCGCACCUUAAUGCUGGAGCAGCUAAUCCCAGAGCUCACUGGGCUCCUCAGCCUCCUGGACCAUGAGUACCUCAGUGACAGCACCCUGGAGAAGAAGAUGGCUGUGGCCUCCAUCCUGCAGAGCCUGCAGCCCCUCCCAGCUAAGGAAGUCUCCUUCCUAUAUGUGAACACUGCAGACCUGCACUCAGGGCCCAGCUUCGUGGAAUCCCUCUUUGAAGAAUUUGACUGUGACCUGGGUGAACUUCGGGAUAUGUCGGAUGAUGGGGAACAACCCAGCAAGGGAGCCAGCCCUGAGCCAACCAAGAGCCCGUCUCUGAGAAACCUGCCCCUGGAUUCUGCCAGUAUUCCUAUAAGCUUGGCUCUUUCUGACAACCUCACAGAUGGCUGCAGCCCCUCCCAGUCGAUUGUGGACGGCUACUAUGAGGACGCGGACAGCAGCUACCCCACCGCAAAGAUGAAUGGAGAGCUGAAGAGCUCCUACAACGACUCUGAUGCCAUGAGUAGCUCCUAUGAGUCCUAUGAUGAAGAGGAGGAGGAAGAGAAGGGACGGCGCGCGGGGCACCAGUGGCCCUCAGAGGAGGCCUCCAUGCACCUGGUUAGGGACUGCAGGAUAUGUGCUUUCCUGCUUCGGAAAAAGCGCUUUGGGCAGUGGGCCAAGCAGCUGACAGUCAUCAAAGAGGAGCAGCUACUGUGUUACAAAAGCUCCAAGGACCGGCAACCACAUCUGAGGCUGGCGCUAGAUGUCUGCACUGUUGUCUACGUGCCCAAGGACAGCCGGCACAAGCGGCAUGAGUUGCGAUUCUCCCAGGGAGCCACGGAGGUGUUGGUCCUGGCUUUGCAGAGCAGGGAGCAGGCUGAGGAAUGGCUGAAGGUUAUCCGAGAGGUCAGCAGGCCAUGCGGGGGAGCCGAGGGCUUGGAGGCCCCCAGAUCUCCAGUCUUCCUGUGCAAGCUGGAUCAGGAUAAGAGAUUGUCCCAAGAGAAACAGAAUUCAGACUCUGACAGCCUGGGCAUGAAUGACAGCAGCUCCACCCUCAGCCGCCGAGAAGCCUGUGAACAUGGUAAAGGGAAGAAGAAUAGCCUCGCUGAGCUAAAGGGCUCCAUGAGCAGGGCUGCAGGCCGAAAGAUCACCCGCAUCAUCAGUUUCUCCAAGAAGAAGGCGCUGGCUGAGGACCUGCAGACAUUUUCCAGUGAGAAUGAGGUUCCAUGCUGUGAUCCCUGCACCAUGUCCAGCACACACUGUGAGCUCAGCAAGCACGUGUUGAGCAGUGCAUUAGUGGCAAGCUGUUCAGAGGACAUGGGCCGUUGGCUUGGGCUGCUGCUGGUGGAGAUGGGCUCCAAAGUCACCCCAGAGGCGCUGCACUAUGACUACGUGGAUGUGGAGACCUUAACCAGCAUUGUCAGUGCUGGGCGCAACUCCUUCCUGUAUGCACAGUCCUGCCAGGAUCAGUGGCCUGAGCCCCGUGUCUACGAUGAGGUUCCUUAUGAAAAGGUGCAGGAUGAGGAGCCCCAGCGCCCUUCCGGGGCUCAGGUGAAGCGCCAUGCCUCCUCCUGCAGUGAGAAGUCCCAUCGUGUGGACCCACAGGUCAAAGUCAAGCGCCAUGCCUCCAGUGCCAAUCAGUACAAGUACGGAAAGAACCGGGCUGAGGAGGAUGCCCGCAGGUACCUGGUAGAAAAAGAGAGGUUGGAAAAAGAGAAGGAGAUGAUUCGGACAGAACUGAUGGCUUUGCGACAGGAGAAGAAGGAGCUAAAGGAAGCCAUCCGGAAUAACCCAGGAGCAAAGUUGAAGGCCUUGGAGGAGGCUGUGGUCACUCUAGAAGCACAGUGUCGUGCCAAGGAAGAGCAGAGGAUCGACCUGGAGCUGAAGCUAGUGGCUGUGAAAAAACAUUUGCAACAGUCCCUGGCAGGGGGCCCCGCCCUAGGCCUGUCUGUGAGCAAUAAGAACAGGAACCAGGAAAGUACAAAUAAACCCCAAAGUAAUACCCCAGAGCAAUCUCUCCCUGUCAACUGUGUUUCUGAGCUGAGGAAGAGGAGUCCAUCCAUUGUAACCUCCAACCAAGGAAGGGUGCUACAGAAGGCCAAGGAAUGGGAAAUGAAGAAGACCUAAGAAGGGUGAGAAUUCCAUCCUAAAGGAGUAUCAGCUUGUCCAUCUAAAGAGGAAAUGCUUUCUUCACAAAGACAUCGGGAAUAGACUGGAGCACCCAAAAGACCAGCUUGAUUGUCUGCAUGACUUUAGGGAUGGUGGGAAGGGAGAAGUGGAAAGCAUCCUUCCAGCUUUACAGAGGGUGGAGGGGGGAGCGGCAGGAGAUAGAAUCGUGCACCUUUGUAAAGGUUUCGUUAGGUAUCUCUGCCUUCUGAAGCAAUGAAAGCACAUGUGAAUAAGCCAUUCCACCUUUCCUCAGCAUCCAGGCCCAGUCCUCAAUGCAAAGGAAGACAGUGUUGAAGCACUGGUAGCGUCAUGAUGAAAGAAGAUGCUCCAUCACCUGAAAACAUUUAGGCAGACUGCAUUCCUAUUGGACAUUACAGACAACCCUUGGGUGAGGGUAAUGGACUGGAAAAUCAAUAUAUCCCUGCCUACACAACAGUGAACAAAAGCUAUUGAGAACAUAAAAAUGCCACAGUUGUUCUUCAUCUGUUUUAGUGCCAGGCAAACUACAGCCACUGGAACCUUCCAGAUCUGAGCAUUUUAAAAUCAGAUUAUCUGAGUAUGCAUAGGGGAAAGAGAGUUGAUCAGCUGGCCCAUUUUAAACUCAGUGGCAGAAGUAUGAAGUUCUAAUGCCCACACAUUGUUGCAUGCAUUGGAGGGUGGAGUCAUUUGCUGUCAGUCAAGUGCUUACCUAUUUAAUGUGAUCCUAAGACUCCUGGGACUGUGAUUGGAGGACUAAGUUUUUAGUCUAAUGAAGUCUUCAUCUUGUACUAGGAGGCCUGCAAGCCUGUCUUCAUAUCUGCUAUGCAGUGAAACUAUUGAGGAAAACCAACAGGAUGGUGGCUCAUUUCUGCCAUGAGGGUGCUAAGCCUUUUCCAAACACUUGAUAUUUUUAUAGGACCUCAAGUCCUAGGCAACCUCUUUUCUGUGCUAUU